Molecule: messenger RNA, 2985 nt
Organism: Caenorhabditis auriculariae
Lineage: Eukaryota; Metazoa; Nematoda; Chromadorea; Rhabditida; Rhabditidae
Source: the annotation of a GenBank genome assembly
AUGAAGUGGCUCGUCCUUGCGGUCCUCUGCAUCCUUUUCGCCAUCAAUGUCAACGCCUGGUCUGAUUCCGUAUGUUUUAAGUAUUUUACUAUAAGGAUUUGUUCGUUUUUCAUUUCAGAGCGACGAAAAUGUGGACCAACUCAUGUCGAGAGUCUACCGCACGGUGCUUUUGAAGUCCAAGAGAAGCCGUUAGUUUCAUAUCAAAUCCAUAUUUUCACGAUUUUUUUAACAGCGUCCAUGGGAUUGUCUUUGGCCGAAUACAUGGCUUCCCCGCAAGGCGGCGACAACUUCCACUUCAUUCCCUCUGGUCGCAAGUAGAUCUCGUCACCACUUCCGACCCGUCCUGAGAAUAACACCUACAAAAAAACAUUUGAAGAACAGAAAAAAAUGAUAAAUUUGAUUGUUGGUUUGAUAAUGUCUCUUGCCCUGCACCUUGUCAUAUAAAUGCCGAAGCCUCGUCGCUAACGUUUUUCUUGAAGUCGCAAUCACUAAUUGAAAAAAGUUUUCAUUUGGAUAUACUUGAAAAAAACACAAAAAAAUACGAAAAAAAGAAAUCCCUAAAAUCACACCCUCAAAAACACAACCGUGUGUUUAAAACUUUCAGCGAGAAACUUCACGAAAAACGUGAUGUUACUUUUUUUCGAAAAAAAUUGGAUUUAUGUAGGUUUAGCUCUUGGAGUAUAGUUACAAAACUCAAGCUCAAGAAAAUAUUCUGAUGAAAUUCAAAAAACCCUCGGUGUGUAUGAUUUCAGGUUUUUAUAGGGUAGCUUGUAGGAAACUUUAUUUGUUGAGAUUAUAUUCAUGGUUUACAUCCAAUAUUUCGAGACUCUUCUUUAAAAAUUUUCCUAAAAAACAGUGUCUAAGUGUUCUGUAAAUCUCAGCAAUGCAUACCUAGUUUUUUCGUUCAGACACAACCGUAACUGACGGCAAUUGAAAAGGGUGAGAUUUUCGAGAUUCUCAUUUUCUCCAACAAGGAAUAUGUUGCCCGAUUUCCAGAAAAAUCCUCACCGGAGAGUAGAAUGGCCCUGCCUAUCAGUUACCUGAGGAAUUUUUGACUCAACCUUUUUUAAAACAAAAAGUGCAAUAGUUUUGGGAGGAGAAUGGCCUACAGCUGUGGACACUAGUCUGACAUUAGCGAAGGUACACACAAAAGACCGCACACAGUAGUUCUGCAGAGGCAACAUGGCCGGCUAAUCCUGGAAGCGCGAGGCGUAGAGACAGCCUCAAUCCGCGUGGCAAACAGUGAUGCGCCCGACCGCAACUGGCACGAGGGGAGGAGUUGCACCUCGACGAAGCUUCAUUUCGCACGGUUUACCAUUCAUUAUCAUUCAGUUCAUUCAGCUCAUUCAGCCAGUUCUGCUUCUAGUUAUACUAUUCAGAAGCUCCCGCCGUUCUGCUGGAAGAGGAAAUUCAUAUAUUCUAUACUUUAAUGAGGUCUGAAAGUAAUCUUACUGUAUAAUCGCUUGCUAUUAUUCAAUAGUUUGUUAAAUCAUCACGAAAAAAUUUUUGAAAGUGGGAAAAUAUGAAAUACUUCAAAACAAAGUUUUCGGAUUAUUCCAUCUGAAUUUGAAAAUUAUUAGCUUGGCAGCUCUUGAGUCCAACUUUUUAUGAUGGAAUCAAAAGGUGAUAAAUACGGUUCGGUAAAUGAAAAUGCCGUGCCCGAGGGAACAAUGAUAAUUUAGGACUUUGAAAAAUAUUUUCAACCAGGCAUUUAUAUACUGAAUAAUGGAUAAAAUACGAGAAAAAACACCGACAGUCUUCGACAAGAGUUCUUUUAAGUUAUUUCACGCAUUUGGGCAAAAACAUAAAAUCCCGCUUUUUUUUUCAGAACAGAAACAAGUUCCGAAACAUUGCAUGUGAAAAGUCAUCGAUUGGUUUUUAUGUCUUAAAGACUGAAAAGAAAUGGACUUUUCAAAGCUGUAGAAACCAUUUUGUAUAACCGAGAAGUAUUCAGUUUUUUCAAUUGACUUGAGGCAAGUUUUGAUUGAAAAUUACUAAAAUUUGACGGCUUCUUUGAAUGGGAGAAAAAAGAAUGAGCCUUCUGAAAGCACUACAAACGAACUUGAUUACAAAAUCUGCUUCAAACUUCCUAUAACUUCUCAGCCUUCUUAUCAAUAAGUUCCCAAAAUAGUCAAGUUUGCGGUUUCAAAGAGAAUAUACCCCAACUGCGUCAUACCUCGUUGUGACCGUUGUUACGGUCAGUGAUUCGACUUGACCGCAGCAUCGUUUACAAAAAGGUGUCGAUGUCAAUUGUUUGUCUAUGGAGGCCAGGAUAUUAUUCUCACUUUUCCACAACCACUCAUGUUAUGUUUUUCAAAUGGCUCUCGCAAUCAAAACAAUUGUUGGCGUCGGGAUAAUAAGCGACGUGAGAGUUUCGUUCGAUUAAGGAAAAAGGUAUGAGAAAAAGUCUACAAAAACCCGUGCGUGCGCAAUUUUUGAUACGAGCCUCCGGAAAUUGAAAAAGGCGGCCAGGCGUUGCCUUGAAAAUAACUAUCCAUACCUUACUGCUGCCUGCACCUACACGGCGGACAUGCUGAGAGCUCUUCUGGGUCUCCUCAUUCUGACGUCAGUCUACGCCUACGGCGACUAUGGAGGUUUGAGAAAGACUUUGUCGGUUCUGAAAGGCUUUUCUUCCAGAAUACGCCAUGCACAGAAUCGCCCGUGCACCUCAGGCGUCGGCACUUCUUCUACCGUAUCCGCGCGUCGGGAAGCGAGGGUAGCUUUUUCUUGAUUCAUUGCUCCCUUUGAGCUCUGAAAAUGCAUAGGAAACUGUAGGGCUACCCAAAAGUGUCUGAAGCCUAGAUCUCAAAUCAUAGUAAGACAAAUAGCUCAAGCUAGCGAAGCAUCAUGUAAAAUCCUCUAUCGCAGCACUUUUUUUUCAGAGAUGCUUCUGAACCGGAGGACGAUCAUGAUUUACCUAAGCGGCUGUAUAUCGCUCGAGUCGGAAAACGCAAUCUAAUGUUUGGAGCGAGAGUUGGCAAGUAG